AUGGAUUCUGACGACGAGGACCUAAGAGUAGCAAUUGCUGCUUCCUUGGGUGACGCCGCGUCGCCGGCUCAGAGAGCCAAUAACCAAAAUAAAUCGGUUGUUGAUUUAACAGGUGACAGUGAUGAAGAUGUGGUACCCAUUCAUCCCAAGUCCAAAUCAGUCAUUAGCUCAGAGGCCAGCCGCGAGGCAAGCGUCGUUGAUAUCGCAGACGACGGUGACGAAGAUCUAAAAAGGGCCAUCGCUCUGUCAUUGCAAGAAUCUGGCGCGCAAGAGCCGCCUUCGAAGCCAGAGUCCACGUCUGCCCCUGUUUCAGAUCAGGCCCAGACGAAGAACCAAACCGAGCCUAAAAAUACCGAAGGAAGCUUCCUUGGGCUGGAUCGCAAGAAGAUGGAGGAGGACCGCCUUGCACGUCUUGGAAAGAGAAAAGCUGAAGACGCCCCUCCACCUGACCAACGUGAACUGAAGCAGGCGCGGACUGAACCCCGGCAAAGCGCCAGCAGUGUACAGGCUAAAUCAGGACCUCCAUCGUCUGUGCCGUAUAUUCAAUUUCCUGCGGGGGUGAUUAAGAAGACGUUCGCAAUCGGAAAACCCAGAACAGAUGACGAUAUCAGGCUCGAUGAGGUUCUGCAAAGCUCAGAUCUUGAACUGGCGGUUUUGAGUUCCUUUAUGUGGGACAUGGACUGGCUUUUUGGCAAGGUCAAUUUAAAAAAGAGCCGAUUCAUACUAGUCAUGCAAGCAAAGGAUGAUGCUACAAAACGACAAUAUGCAUCAGAAACAGCAACUAUGACAACCCUGCGUUUGUGCUUCCCGCCAAUGGAGGGCCAGGUAAAUUGCAUGCAUUCCAAACUCAUGCUACUCUUCCAUUCGAAUUAUCUCCGGAUCGUGGUGCCAACUGCGAAUCUUAUCCCGUAUGACUGGGGAGAGGCCGGCGGCGUCAUGGAGAAUAGUGCCUUUCUCAUUGACCUGCCCAGGAAAGGUGGUCCGACAACUGGCGAUUCAAGAACGAGUUUCUACAACGAUCUCGUCUACUUUCUCAGGGCUACCACCCUCCACGAAAACGUCAUUGCAAAGUUACAGGACUUUGACUUUAGUAACACAGCGCCGUUCGCAUUUGUUCACACCAUUGGUGGCUCGCAUUCAGGAACUUCAUGGAAGCAGACCGGUUACUGCGGGCUAGGCCGAUCAGUGGAAUCUCUCGGUUUGCAAACUAACAAGCCACUUAAUCUUGAUUUCGUGACCUCCUCGCUUGGCUCCCUCACACCCGAGUUCAUGAAGUGCAUAUACCUCGCCGCUCAAGGAGAUAACGGCCUUACCGAGUUAACCCUUCGAACGGCAAAGGCUUUCCCUACCAAAUCCCUCUCUGAUCCACGCCGUCUUAUUCAAGCAUCCACUGCCGACGAGUGGAAAGAUAGAGUCCGAGUCUAUUUCCCAUCCUAUGACACAGUUGUCAGGUCGAGGGGUGGACCAAACGCAGGAGGCACGAUAUCUUUCCAAUCGAAGUGGUUUAAUAACGGCAAGUUUCCGAAAGAUGUGCUGCGAGAUUGUGUUAGUGUAAGAGAGGGGCUGGUUAUGCAUAAUAAGAUUCUGUAUGUGCAACCUGACGAGCCCGUCUCCGUCUCAGACGAUUCCGAGUGUCCUGGUUGGGCCUACGUCGGAAGUGCGAAUCUCUCCGAGAGCGCUUGGGGCCGUCUCGUCUUCGACCGCACAACAAAACAACCUAAGCUCAAUUGUCGAAACUGGGAAUGCGGGGUUGUGGUUCCAGUAUUCAAAGAGAAGAAGAAAGGCGAAGGCUCAAACUCCACCACGGAGAGCGAAACCGACGAUGAAACAGAAAACCACCCACAGACUGUGAAGGGAAAGGGAGUAGAAAGCGGUUCUGACAGUAAAGCCAAAGAAGAGAGCACAGGGCUUCUGGAUAUCUUCAUCGGGACAGUUCCUGUGCCGAUGCGUUUACCGGGACAGAAAUAUGGUGGAUCAGGACCAAAAAAGCCGUGGUAUUUCAUGGAGGAGAAAUACUAG
Molecule: messenger RNA, 2019 nt
Organism: Aspergillus puulaauensis
Lineage: Eukaryota; Fungi; Ascomycota; Eurotiomycetes; Eurotiales; Aspergillaceae
Exons: 8
Coding region: 1-2019 (672 amino acids)
Biological process (GO): double-strand break repair; single strand break repair
Cellular component (GO): nucleus
Molecular function (GO): double-stranded DNA binding; 3'-tyrosyl-DNA phosphodiesterase activity; single-stranded DNA binding
Source: RefSeq, a predicted model, not a curated record